CAAAAAACCACAGAGACACCACUGUUUUUGGUUUUUAGAGAGGUUCUCGCACUAGAUCGCACUUUAACGCUAGAACGAAAGAGAAGGCUGUAGGUAUACGAAAUCUCAUUGAUCUGAUACACUAAACAUAUCUACAAUACUUUUCAACAGUAGUUCUAGUUCAGAAAAUUAUAGUACAUAGCUGUCGCGUCGUCCUCUACUUCUUCACUGUAUAUCGAUAUUAACAUUUGUCGUUGAUUAUACCCUCUUGCUCAUUAGAAAGAAGAAGAACUUCUACCCGCUACUUGAGAAGCACAGCCAGUAAUUACCCCGACUGGAUACAAGAACUAUUGUUUUCACUAUUGUUCAUCAUCCUAGACCUAGGUCUAAUAUUCGCUCUUUAAUAAACGUGCAUUCAUAGAUUCUCGCUGCACGACUGUGCGCUAUUUUAAGGUACGACCACAACAAGAUAUAAGAUUUUCACACUCACAAAAUAGGACUGUACGGAACUGCUAGAAAGGCGACGCCAUUGUGCUAGUGGUUAAUGUGAAGCGAUACGCUCACCUGUUUCAGCUACAAGAAGACCUGCUAACCGGACUAGUGUACUACAGUUCCAAAAGCGAUUUUGGUACUUCGACAGUCGUUGCAGCAGCGACAAACACGUGAAUCUCCGCUCUUAACAAUUUAUUGAGGGCGGGAAAAAUAUUUUAUUCAGAACUGUUACUUCUACGGAGCUUGAUUUUAGCGCAGCACUCGCUACAACUGGCGGAAAGGGGCAUAAAUUGCUUCGUUUAUUGCGGUACGAUUAAGUUUCCAGAGUUUCAUAACAUAAACUUUAGACAAAACAGAAAGGAGCGCAACUUGAUGCAGACAAGAACAGCGCAGAGACGAGCUUAUCAUUUUUUUAGUCGCUUGUAAAGAAAAAGAACACCACUUUACUUUGAGCUACAGUGCUUCAGCACUACUAAUUUUUGCGGUACUUCUAUUCUCGUGGUGUUUAUUUUCUGUGUAUUUUUGCUACCACCCUUUCUGCACCUCUUGGUGCAAGCCUCUUUUCCUGGUAGUGUAUGCAGGGAAUUCAUCACGAGCGUGACUGUACAGUAAAACGAAAAUCUGUUUUAUUUUGGCGCCGCAGGAAAACGAGCCAAACCCAAAGCCAUAUAUAUUUGCAAUGUCUACUGCAGUUCUCCGUGAUCGCGCUUUAUUUGUAGCUCUCCAUUGAAGAGGAACUCCUCCAGCUCCCACAUUUAGGGAUUUGUAACCUGUACAGUAUCAGUUGAGUUACAAGGAAAAAUAAAUCUGUUGUAUGUAGUGAGGUCACCGAACGGUUCUAACCGGGGAGUUUUUUUGACACCCAGCCAGCAAAACGACCGGCAGUUUUCAAGCGGCCGAAAGCGUUUUUUGACAUAAAAAAUUUUCAAUUAUCAAGCGGGCGGGGCUUUGAUAUCAAACAAGCCCGGUCGAAAACUAUCGAUUCGCACUUGAUAAACGACGCAGGGGAGCCGGCAAAAGGGGCGCCCUUCUGAGGAGCCCACCGCCUUAGUUUCUGGCGAUUUGGGGCGCCCAAAAAGAGGCGCGCAGAAAACGCGCCCAAAAUCAGAACAGCGGAACAGCAUGGCGCGGCCGCGAUUUCGAAGCAUUUUGGGCGGCCGCGAAAGCGGCCGCCUUUUCGCCGGUUUCAGAGCCUGGGGAGCUUUGCAAAAAGCGCCGGCGUGAAAAAUAAAAACGCAAAAGAGAAAAAGCGCGCCAGACGCGCAAAGCCAACCCGCAUGCUACGGGCCCGAUUUUUCUUCGCUUUUUGGGCGCCCCCCGUGGCGCCCGGAUCGGCCCCAUAGCAUGGGGGCUCGCUUUCGGAAAGGAAUUUUGGAAAUGUGCCAAAAUUCGCGACGUUUCUCAAGUGACCGCCAUACCGUGCGGCAUAACGUUACUCACGGCGGUAUGGCGAGCCCAGAAAAAGCAAAGCCGCGGCCAAGGCGGCUGUCGGAAAAAAAACGCCCACGACCUCACUACCCCCGCCCCGGCGGCUAUAUUUGGUAAAGAACCAGCAGCGGCUCCCGCUUCGUCGUCUAGCAUCACAGAUUUUAUUCAUAUUUCGAACGAGUUCGUACUGUCUGGCAGCUUCAACAGUGGUUGUGCCAAGAACUACAUCAGUAUGCAAGAAAAAAACUGUGUAAGUGUAACUCUGUAAUGCUAAUGCAGAACAUGCAACAGAGUUACACCUGUGAUGCCACACAGCCAUGAAGUCCUCUUUUCAUGUGUGUUUUCCCUUAUAAGGCACGCAUGACAGGUUUUCUCUAUCAUGUAGAGCAAAUUUGUGAUGCUGUCAGCGAAAGAAAGUUACACUAACACAGUUUUUUUCUUGGAUAAUCAGCUGCACUUUUUCAGUGACAAAGAAAUAUAACUUCGCGGCAACAAACUACUCAAGUUGUAGCUGUCAUCACAGGUCGGAUACAGGAUAUUUCUACCUUCGAUAUUUUUAUUUUUCUACGACAACGACGCAAAAGUUUUAGUUUACCUUUACUAGUAGACGAGAGGUGAGGACAUAAUUUGUACUACGCACACCAUCGACGAGGCUUAAGCUGCGUUUUGCCUCAAUGUGCAGUUUGAGAUUUCGAACGACAGUCUGAGCUUGUAGUACUGAAAACAAAACAUAGUAACAAUAAAUUCCAAUAAAAGCCAACACAAAAAAUACUUAAAAACUUAUCAACUGGAGCAGCGCCCUUGAAAGCAGACUGAGACUGAAGUCGCUUUUAUUUUGGUCGCUUUUCAAAGGCGCGCUUUCCUACAUAGAAAAACCGAGAAACAAAAAAAGAAAAUAAAAUUUAUACCGACUGGAAACUAAACUAGUACGGCAACGAGUAGUAGCGAAGCGAAAAAUUAUGUGCUAUCUAUCAAAGUAAAGAGAGCACAAAGACAUCUUCAAAGCGGCCUAGGAAAGAAGAUUACAACUCGGUUUGCAAUCCUCGAAAAGCGGGCAAAAGUUGUACUACUAGAGCACUAAAAAUACACGUGGUCGAUGAAAAUAUGAUAAAUCAUCGAAAGUGGUGAAUCUUUGUUGCCUUAACAAAUAUUGAACAUACAAGCAGAUCUUUAAUAUCAGAAAACACAAACAGAAACAGUUUUUAUACUUGAUACGGGGGUCCGUCUGCUCUCCAUCUACGAAGUUAAAAUGGCUAUCGAAAAGUCCUCGAGCAGCGAUUUCGAGCAGAAGCCUUCUGGAAGGCCGGCGGGACCGCGGCCCAGCACGGGUGGAGAGGACGAGGAGAACGCGGACAAGAACAACAUGGCUUCUUCUCCUGUUUCAGCCAUCGGGAAGAUGAAGAUGAAACACACAGCUGGUGUUGACGAAAAUGUUGACCAGCAGCAGCAGCUGCACAAGCACAACGACAGUACAACUCAAAACCUGUUUCACGUGCAGCAGCAGUACCAAGCACCAGAACGACCCUCCGCCAAGCUCGACGGCGAAGGGAGCAGUAGAGCCAGCUACAACCCGACAUCCUCUUUGUUCACACCGGAACAUCAUCAUCAAUUCGGGGAGAGUUGUAGAGAUGAGGGAGUGCUGGCGACACAGCACGACGAAAACGAAAUGAAGACGCAGGCAAAUCGUAGUUCUCGUGUACUAGGAGGUCGUGGUCCACUUGAAGUAGAUGCAGGUCGUGAAGUAGUAGAUCAUUGGUCAUCAAGAACAGCAGCAUCUGUUCCUGGUGGAACUACAAGUUGUAGGUACAACGACCCACCAUCCACCCACGGCCCGCCGCUCUCGUCGUCCCAAGGCAGUAGUAUUAGCAACAAGCUACUCGGGCCGGAAUUUGACCAUCUUCCGCGGCCCAGCGGGAUCCCGGUACCCAGAGACAGCCGUGGGUUGACGCACCACCAAGUGUUGGCGGGACAAGCGGCCGCGACGGGAAGGAAAGAAGAUUUUUCGGAGGAGGUGGCCGUGCCAGACGCCGGGGAGGAGGUAGAGUCAGGAAAGCGGACGGGUGAAGACCAACUUCCCAGUGCGAGUACAGGGCACAAUAUUAGAUGCGAAGAAUUCAAUUGGCUCCAGCGACCGGAGAUGGAGAUGAACGGCAACAAGAAGGCCUACAACAGCACAGGUUAUAAUUAUAUCAGCGAGGACGCGUCGCUGCACCGACAACGGUAUCCUGAGUGAAAACGUACCCACCCCAGAGUUGUCAUGCAGAUUUGCCAUGACAGGAACAUUUGCGAUGCGCAACCCCAUGACAGGCAUUUUCAAUCGUGUUUGGGAACUUGUAAUGCUGUAAACAGGAUCAGAAGGUCGAUUUGUGAUGCUGCUUUCCUUGCUAACUUGCACUACCUUACGGACUGAAACUUGCCAUCCCGUAGCUGCACAGUCUGUUUAUGUCAUGCGUGACUCACAAAACUCCUAGGCUUGUGUUGCAAAAUCCCCAUCCUGACUCUGGUGUGGGUACGUUUUUACUCAGGAUAAACGGUUCUCCGAAAUCACCGCCAGAGAAUUAGAUGCGGCCGAAGAUGAUCUUCGUAACAGUACUAGCAACUACCGGGCCUUCCCGAGUAUGAGCUCCGCGGUAUCCCAGAGAAAAAAGCAGGCGCGGCAUUACUAUCUAUUAUAUUCAUGCGAAAAAAGAGGUCUACAGAGGGUCGAAGGGAGGUGGCCGAGAGGUCAAAAAGAGGUCAACAGAGGUCAAAAAGAGGUCGACAGAGGUGGAGAGGUGGCGCGGGAGGUCGUUCGGGAGGAUGGCCGAGAGGUGGCGCGGGUAUAGCCAGCCGAACCGUUCGCCCUAAAGCCGCGCCUAUGGGGCCCGGAGGUGGCCGAGAGGGUCCCGAGAGGGUAAGCGAGAGGGGGGCAGAGGUGCCGAGAGGUUGCGCGAAUAAGGGGGAACCUCUCGCGGACCCAUUGGGCCACCUCUCGGCCACCUCUGUAGACCUCUACCGGCGAGUAUAGCCGGACUAUUAGCAACACCUCUCCGAAGAGGUGAAAAAGAGGGUCUGCGAGAGGGGUAGAAAAACCCGAAUCCGCCCGGCGCAAGGCUGAUUCUUUUCCGGCCCUUUCAUGCAGAGGGCCUGAACCUCCUCGCGCCACCCUCUCGCGCACCCUCUCGCGCCACCCUCUUGCGCCACCCUCCCGCGCUUCUGUUCGCCUCCGGUGUCCUUUGCAGCUGCUCCCUGCGCAGAGCGCCCACAGGCGCGGGAAGCGCGCAAGUGGUCCUGCGGGUUGGCGCCGCGCAAACAGGCGGCAGGACUCCAGUAAGUAUGAUGUUUCAUUGUGCAUAUUAGACCUGUGGCAUUGUGGCCCGAUCCGCAAACAGUCCUGCCCAGCCCCAGCAACAGCCUUGCGCUCCGGCGUUAGCCGGAGCAUGGCUGGUAUUUGUGAUGCGAAAAUAAAUACACAGAAAAUUCUGUCAUGGGCGGCCCCAUAGCAUCCUGUUUAUGGGAUAUGCAAUACAUAAUUUUUUGUGUAUAAAUUUAUUUUUGCAUUACAAAGGUGACCUGUCCUGCCUGCUUUUUUCUGCGUGAUACGCGGUAAUCGUGAAAUCCGCCGCGGACGAGGGAAUUACCGCACGUGCGAGCGCUGUGGAUAUAAUUACACCAACGCGAGGACGAGGACCAACAUUGAGUCCUGGGGUCAACAUCUUGCACGAGGAUCAUCAGAAUUAUGUGCAAAAACAAGAAUACGAAUACCUCUCCUCUAGCACGGAAGCUGCAGAUGGAACAGCAGCAGGAGAUGAACUACUCCAACAGCCUUCGUCUCCAGAAGAUGACAAGCAUCAGGCGCGAAGCCCGUCGGAAAAAUUGCAGGCGUCGACCGGCGGGGGGAACGGACUUGGGGACGAAGAGGUUUUGCGAUACAGUCGGGUCGGGGACGAGCAGGAGUCCGCGCGGGCAGAUGAUGACCAGGGGGGCCGCAACUACAACAUGCACGGAGCAGGAAAAAGGAAUAAUGCUGCAAGCACUACAACAUCUUCCCCGCUACGACAAGAUAUAAACGGCAAGAAGCUCCUGCUUCUUGCAGCUCCUGCGACGACGACGACCGACAUGAUGAAGAUGAUUUCCCCGAACAAGAAUAAUAUCGGCAUGAAGGAGCAAAAUUUCAAUUUUCACACAGAUCAUGGUCCGCUACUUCACAACGAGGUGGACAAAAAUACGAAAAUAACCGCAGAGAGCAAAACCUUCAGCCAAUUGACGAUCCCGGAAGCGAUGUGCAAUUUUCAAGCGAUAUCCUGAGCAAAAACGGGGCCCACGCCCCAUAGUCAAGAUGGGAAGUCUGCUAGACAAAUCCGCCAGCUUUGGUUGUUACGCAUGACAAGUGUGGCCUCGUAGUGUCGUCCUGUUUAGCUUGCUCAGCAGCGUCCCAGAUCUAGCCCAUGAUGCUGAUUGGAGCAUUACAAAUUUCAAAACACGACUGGACAAUGCGCGUCACGGGGCUCCGCAUGAGAAAAACGUUUUGAGCAUGCAGAUUUGCAUGACAGCUAUGGGCGGGUGGGGGCGUUUUUGCAUAGGAUAAGCGAGACGUGACAGCAGCAGCAGCGGAGAUUCCGAUCUGAACAACGUUCCAACCCUAUUGCAAUGAAAAAUGGCCCCACCCCCAGCUUGGCAGCAUUUGUAUUGCAAACGUUUCCAACAGAAACAUUCCCCGUCUUGCAUAUCUCAGCAUCACAAAUUUUCCAUGCUGAAUAGGUCAAAUUUGUGUUGCGAAGCUGCCCAACAGCAGCCGGAUCUGUUAUGCACAAGGCACCUUGCGCAUCCAGAUUCUGCAUCAGAAACGCUCGCAAUCCUUUUAUGCAAGACAAAAAGCUUUCAUUUGGAAACUUUGCAUGGCAAACUUCUGCAAAUUCCGGGGUGGGGGCGUUUUUCAUCGUAAUAAACCCCCGGGUCGGGGUUUCACGACGGGGAUAGCAGUGCGCCGGCGAUCUGCAGCUCCGGGAGGGAAUCUUUACUAGCGGGGGGAACAGAAAUGUUGAACAACUACGAGAAAAAUGAUCAUCUUCGGCCUGGAGGCGGCGGCCAACAGAACAAUAACUACUACGCGGCCUACGAGGACUACUAGGGAUGUGUCAGGAUUAGAAUCGACAAAGUUGAAAUAACUUGUAAUGCAUAAAAUGGAUGAAAGUUGUAUUAACCCAGUUCUUUCCAAGUGGCGCAUCGCAAAUUUGGGCAGAACCGAAAUCCAGUCUGUCGUGCUGUUUGGGUAAGGCAGACGCCAUCUGUCAUGCUACUUUAGCAGCUCAGUUUCUACCCCUUAACAGGCUUGCAAUCUGCCUCACUUGCCUACUCUGCAAGACAGGCACUUUGUGGGCUGCAUUUUAUGCAUGACAAACUGUUUCAACUUUGACGAUUUCAAUCCUGACACUCCCAUAACUGCCGAUCUUCCUCGCGCGCGACGGAGUACGGUGGACGGGAAACGCAGAUGUUGACGGACGCAGAGCAGGAUGUAUGCAUUGCAAAUAUGUGGUCUGGGUCUGGAAGGAUGCAACUUGUAUGUAGUGAGGUCACGAACGUUCUACCCUAGCGGUUUUUUUGCCACCUCUUAUGCAAAACGACCGGCAGUUUUUAAGUGGCCGGAGGUGUUUUUGAGCAUAAAAGAUUUCCAUUUAUCAAGCGGCCGGGGCUUUGUUGUCAAACAAGCCCGGUCGAAAACUAUCGAUUCGCACUGGAUAAAGCGACGCAGGGGAGCCGGCAAAAGGGGCGCCCUUCUGAGACGGUCACCGCCUUAGUUUCUGGCGGUUUCGGGCGCCCAAAAAGGGGCGCCCAAAAAGCAGCAGUCCGAAAAAAACAGCGAAUCCGCAUGGUAUGGGCCUCAUUUUGGUCCACAUUCGGGCCCCGCAAAAGACGCCGCCAAGAUCUGCCAUUUCAGAGGCGGACUGAAGGCCAGAAGAUGCGACUUUUCAACAAAAAAAACACAAAAAACCAAAGUCCGCCGAAAGGAAAAAGCCAAUCCGCAUGCUAUGGGCCCGAUUUGGGGCUCCCAAGGGGCCGACCCUUGCGGGGGCCCUUGCGGGGCCAUAGCAUGCGGGGAAGCUUUUUCGAUUCGAAACCAAGUGGCGGCCUGUUCUGGGCCGACAUUUUUCGCGACCGCCGACCGCCGUGCCGUCUGGGCCGACACAUUCCCGUCGUAAUUACUCGCGAUGGCAUGGCUGGCAGAGAAGUCGUGUCAUUUUUUGGCGUGAAGACAAAAAAAACGCCAUGACCUCACUACCCCCGCGGACGCGGCUAUUAUUGGUCAUGCUGUCUCUGGAUUCCAAAAAAAUCUGUGUUGCAUGACCAGCAACAAUCAAGAAGAGUCCAGUCUGUGCUACCUGGAGAGGGCAUUUCUCAUGCGGAAUUGGCAUCAGGAAGCCCUUCAAAAAUCUGGGACGCUAAGUCAUGCAUCACAGGCGUCACGGGUGGUCAUGCAACAUGUGCAUUACAAACCUGGCAAUCUUCCAGACCCAGACAUAUUUGCAUUGGAUAGGAUGUAGUUGCUCCUGGCCCGGUCGGAAAUAAAUCAACAAGUCCGCCAGGAAUAUUACAACAGCCCGAUUUAUUAGUCGGAACAACUAACUCGACCAUGACGGCAGCAGAAUUACCAACAGCAGGAAACAACAAGAAAGUGCAGUUCACCGAAAAUAAAAGCAGUAGUCUUGGAGCAGCGGGACGGGCAGGUACAGCUUUGCAGCGCACUGCCAGCACGACAAAUGAUAGUACCUCCACUAUCAAAAAGAAAAAUCCCCACUCCCCAUAUCAAAACGGAAAUCUGUGAUGCGGGAUUUGUGUACACAAAUCCAAUCUGUCUAGCAGUAGAGGACUGCAGGCAGAUGCAGUGCCUGAGUAGGGGCGUUUUGCUGUAGGCGCCUAGCAAGGCAGGCAUAUCCUCUGUAGGCGAUACAGCAUUACAAAGUGCCUGCAAAACGCCGCUGAUUCCCUGGGUUUGCCCUCUUGCAAUACCGAGACGAUCUGUAGUCACAAAUCAGCAUCACAAAUUUUCAGUAGUGCCCCUUUUUGGUAUGGGGAGGGGGGAUUUUUCCUCACAAUAUCCACACGGCCCGUCUUUCUCCAGUCCAGCACAAGUGAGCUGCAGACGAAUCAGUAUCAAAUGCAAAAAUGUCUGGGUCUGGAAGAAUGCAACUUGUAAUGCGUAUUUCAGAACACAGAAAAGUCUCUCAUGCAUACAUAGCAAAAGGUGCCCACUUUCUGUCAGCAAAAUAGGGGACUUGUCAUGCGGAUUCGGCAUUGCGGAAGCUUCUCGAAACCUGUGAUGCUAGAGCUUCCAUGCCGAACCUUCUGUGUCAUGCAAAAACAGCAUGACUUUGACUCUUCGAGACCCAGACAUUUUUACAUUUGAUAAUCAGCCUAGUGGUGCAACAACCUCCUCCAUUCAGGACAAUCACUACGGGGGUGUCAAGCUGCAGCAAGCGAAUAUUAAACCUAGUUCAACGACAUCUAGCAGCAGCAGCAGCAGCAGUAGGGGGCCACCUACAACGUCUAGUACAACUCGCGGCGCAAAAAGGACCUCCUCCUCCGCCAACAGAAAUAGCUCCACGGCUUCCAGCACUAAGAAAAAAUCCUGCACCGGUCCCAUCAAUUUUGACCGCGGGGAGCAGUUGAACCAACAAUUCGAGCAAAUCAAAUCCGUAUCCCAUGUAAAAACGUCUCCACCCCAGAUUCAGGAUGGGAAACCUGCUACACAAAUCAACAAGCUGUGGUUGUUGAGCAUGACAAGUUUGGAUUCAUAAUGUAGUCGCGUUUAUUCGCUAGCGCAGUAGCAUUACAGAUCUAGCAUCUCAUGCUGAUUCGAGCAUCACAAAUUUCCAAACUGCGCCAGAAAAUGCUUCUCAUGGCAGGACUCCGCAUAAGAAACACUCCACGCAUGCAGCUUUGCAUGACAACUCUGUGGCGGUGGGGACGUUUUUGUUUAGGAUAAUCCGGGGUGCAGAUCCACCUGGUGCAGGAACUGACGGACGACGCGAACUUUCUAUGCAUUGCAAGUAUGUCUAGGUCUGGAAAGUUACAGCUUGUGAUGCUGUUUUUGGAUUGUAAAAAAACCUGUAUUGCAUGACCAGGAAGAUGAGGAUCCCAGUUUGUGCUACGCGGAGAGGGCAUUUCUCAUGCGGAAUAGGCAUCAACAAGCCCCCGAAAAAUCUGCAAUGCUAGGUUAGGCAUUACAUCAGGCAUCCUGGGUCAUGGAAAAUAUGCAUGACAAUGACAAACCCGGCAUCAAGCUUCCAGACAUCCAGGGAUAUUUGCAAUCGAUACUUUCAGUCCUACCACGAGCGACUGCAGCGGAAAAAACAGUUGGAAAAAAUCGAAACGGCGAAACUGCAGAUCUCCAACACCCAGCAGAGAACCGGGAAAAAGAUGAACAGCUUGAUUCAGUCCUCCCGCGAGAUGUUUUCCGUCGACGUGUUGCUGUCCAAAUGCGACGACUGCUGCGACGUGCUGAUUGAUUCCGUCGUCUCUGGGUAUGAAAAGAUCACAAACGUGAUUCAGGGCUGUGUAUGCGUUGCAAAUAUGUCAUCUGGGUCUGGAAGACGAGUGCCAAACUUCUUGCAAUUUGCUGGGCUAUAGCUGGGGCUGACAUUAUGGGACUACACUUGAACAAUCUGUGAUGCAUGUUGCGCAACAGCGCUGCUUCGGCUUCCACAUGAUAGCAUGAGAGGUUUCUUCCGGACAGCGACAUUUUUGCAUUGCAUACUGCGAAAGGCUGUACGACAACAUCCUCGGGCCCUCUGCUAGAACCCCGUACAAGGAGCAAUCCUGUGUCAAGGAGCGAUCGACGACCCAUUUGCUCUCCAUGGUGGAGAAUUGCGACCUGAUUCAGACCUUCAAAAACCGCCCGUUGCAAGCGACGUUACCGGUGUUCAUGGUUUCUACCAUGAUCGGAAUGCUCUACGUGUCCUACGCCUUUGUUUACCUGCCCAAACUGGCGCUGUUGACCCAGGUGAAGCAGACCACCAUGAUUCUCUCCUCCGGCGUGACCAAGACGGUGUACAAGCAGUCCUGGAAUUACUACUUCCAAUCCCGGUUUUUCCACUUCUGUCUCGGAACCGCGUUGUGGGCGUACUACAAGGGGCUGGUCACCGACCCGGGCAGAAUUCCCGAUGACGGGAGCUGGGACGACCUGCCGCAGGGCAUCGAAUUGAUGGAGAAGAAGCGGAAGCACAACGAGUACCGGUUUUGCCAAAAGGAGAUGAAAUACAAACCGGACAGGACGCAUUUCUGCUCGGCCAUGGGACGGAACGUGCUCAGGAUGGACCAUUAUUGCCCAUGGUAUAAAGAAUAUUUUGCUUUUUUGUUUGUAGAGUUUUCCUUUUGUGGUUUUUUUUCAUGCGGACAGUUGCAUGGGUUUGGGAGGGAUGAUUUCUCAUGCUAAGUCGUGAAUAAUUAUCCACACUUUUACGAAAAAAAAAAUCAACGCCAGGCUGUCCAACUGCGUUGGGUACUUCAACCACAAAUACUAAGAAUAAUUAAAGAGUAAUUUUAUUAAUGGUAUAAUUAAAGAAUAAAUCAAUGGUAUAAUUAAAGAAUAUUUUUAUGGGAUGGACUCGACCAUUCACUACUAUCACCAUUCAAAAAACUUGGUUCUAAUAAAGAUUAGGUUUGUUUUGCGGCGCAUUCGAUCCGGAUUCCGCGACCUGAGCUUGAUCCUCCACCGUCACCCUUGUGGAAGCCGUUACUUAUGCAGGUUAAAUAGCUAGCUUUAAAUGAAGAUCCCAAUUUGAGCUAGAUAAUGAGGGUGAAACGCAAUGCAAUUUAUCAGGUAUUAUAAUUGAGAUGCUUAGGAGUGCAGGAGUUCGUCCGCCAAUUGGAUCCGCUUAUCACCGCCACGCACUGCCGUUGGGGCCCCGUGAGGGAUUUGCUGGUAUAGAGGUCGCGGCACCGUCGUGCGUCGGCACUUUCUUGAAGAGGAGUAUCCGACUAUUUUUGGUUUUUGACUCAUUUUUGUCCACCAUAGCAUCGAGAAGUAGCGAAAUCUGAUCAUCACCAUUCAAAUGAGGUAUUUUUAAGGUCCCGGAUGAGGGUAUUUUAUACCUCAUCCGGAACACGGAAACAGUUCGCGGAGAGGUGAAUUUUAUACCUCAUCAAUAGACCUCAUCCAAUGAGGUACCCGGAUACGCAAUCACGAUGGUAUGCUGAAUUUCCACUAAAAAUCUGCCAUACCAUGCGGAUUAAGAAAAGCGCAAUACUUUUCGCGAGCAUUCCCAGAAUUCCUCCCUUUUCCACCAUUUUCCAGGUAUUCUGCCGCCGCUUUGUCCCACAAAUUGCCACGGGGCCCCAGCAGUCCAUGCUACUGUCCUUUAUUUCGAUGUCUUUUAAAGGGAAAACUAGCUAGCUCAAAUUGGGAUCUUCAUUUAAAGCUGGGCAUUUCAUCAUCGAUAAUAAACCAAGCUCACCUCCCGGCGAUGUCGCCGACAACACGACGACCCAGACGUCCAAAACUGCAUGGAUAGCUGCCCUAUUUUGCUUCAGAGCCAAGUUUUUUGAAUGGUGAUAGUAGUGAAUGGCCGAGUCCAUCCCAUAAUUUUGCUUUUUUGUUUGUAGAGUUUUUUUUUGUUUUUCCUCAUGCGGACAGUUGCAUGGGAACGAUGAUUUCUCAUGCUAAGUCGUGAAUCCACACUUUUACGAAAAAAAAAAUCAACUCCAGGCUGUCCAACUGCGUUGGGUACUUCAACCACAGGAUAAAUCACAGGCGAGGCUAUCCAUCGCCUACGCCCGUGUCGUUCUUGACGUGCAAAGCAAAUAUUUGCGACACAGAAAACGAAAAAGAUAAAAGCGCCAAAAAAAAAAAAACUGCGACGCAGAAAAUGACAAAGAUAAAAGCGCAAAAACACAAACUGCCCCCACACACAAAGAAGUCUCUGUGUCGCCAUGCGAAAAUAACAAAGUGCUUAUCUCUGCAAUGCACGCCCAGGAGACGGCUGCUUACUUCGCCUCCGGGAUCGCGAAUGAGUUGCGCACCAAUAUUAGAGAACUUCUUUUCUUCUUUGUCUUGCAAAAUGCAGGGCACCUAAAAGCUCAUCCUUUUGCCAAUAGCGCUUCGCGCACUAAGCCACUAUGCGCGCGCCUGGUGUGAGGCGAGGGGCGGACGCUGUCCGCCCCGAUGGCGAACACCCUUCCCCCACUAGCGCCACUAGGGACGGGCACAAGGCCCCAGCGUGGGGACCCUGUCCCCACGCGUGGGUCUUGUUUGUCAUGCGGAAAGUACCAAAACAGUGAUAGUUGUUCGAAUGACAGCAAGGAUAAAAAUCACCAACUCCAGGCUGUCCAACUGCGUUGGGUACUUCAACCACAAGUACUUUAUUCUCUUCCUCCUCUACACCUCCAUUGCUUCCAACAUGGUCACCUACGGCCUCUUCAAACUGAUGGCGCACUAUGCAUUGCAAAUAUGUCUGGGUCUGGAAAGAACUUGUGAUGCAAGAAAGGGAAAAAUAGUGAACUCACUAUAAUACGCUGCCAAGCAUGACAAGUUUUUUUCAUAGUAUUCUAAGUUGCGUACUCCGCAUGAGAAACUGCGUUUUUGCACGACAGGGAGGAGGAGCUCUUCGCGGCCAUGCAACACAGAGUUCAGGGUCAUGCCAGACUAGCAUGACAAAUCUCGCAAUCUCCCAGACAUCCAGACAUUAUUUGCAUUUGAUACGCACAAGCAGAUCGCGAUGAACGCAGGUUAUCACUUAUCCUGAGUAAAAACGCCCCCACACCAGAGUUGUAAUGCAGAUUUGCAAAGACAGGAAGACUUGUAAUGCGCAUCCCCAUGAGAGCCAUUUCCAAUCGUGUUUUGGAAUUUGUGAUGCUGUGGACAGGAUGAGGAGGUGGAUUUGUUAUGCGGCUUCCCUUGCUAAACUGCACUACAAUACAGCCUGCAACUUGUCAUGCGUGACUCAGAAAGCUCCUAGGUUUGUGUUGCAAAAUCCCCAUCCUGAGUCUGGUGUGGGUACGUUUUUACUCAGGAUAUCACUUGAUGAUCAUCGAUAUGACAGUGCACAACUCCCCCUCGUUCUCAUUUCUCAUGCAAAAUGCCAAAUCCAGUUGCAUCCUUGUAUCACUAUUAUGCAUGACACAUUCCGGAAGGAGCCCAAACAGUACUACACUAGGCGUAUGGUUUUGUCAUGCCCAGGCUCCACGUGUGCUGGUGUUUGUAUUGCUGUUCAUGCAAUACAAAUCAGGGGGAGGGGGAGUUGUGCGCUCUCAUAAUCGAAUCAGAAGGCCUCGGCGUCGUUCUGUCCUGCAUCCUGACCCCGUUUUUCGGCUUUCAUUGUUGGUUGCUAUCGAAUAAUUUAACGACCAUCGAGUUUAUCCACAGUAAAUUUCUUGUACACGUACAAAUGCUGUCUCUGCAUGACAAAGUUUGCCUUCAAUCCUAGUCUAGCAUGACAAGUUGUACACUGCAAGUUAGCAAAAUUUGUCAUGCAUUUUGUACAUGUACGGGGAAUUUACAUUGCAUAGAGUUCUGCGAAAAGAAGCAGCACACCGUGGAAGAUAGCACCACGAAUCAUGCUGGUGGUGACAAUAAUUCCGCCACAACUUUGCAGGACACUGCGCACCAGAACGAAAAGAACAAAGCACUGCUAGCGGAAGAACAAAUGACAUCAUCAAAACAAGAGCCUGCUAAUAGCAAUUCCGCCCUGUCCUCCCUGUCUUCCUCUUUUCUAACGGUCGCGGGCAAUGUUUGUUUUUUGUUACCGUAUUCCGUGAAGCAGCAGCUGGGACUCGUUGGCGGAGUGGGGACGACCGCAACAGGAGCUGCAGGAUCUAGUUCAAGUGCAACCACUAAGCAACAUCAAGCAAAACCUGCGACGUACGAGGCGCGUUCGAUGUACGACAUCAAUUUGUACCACAACUUGAAGACUGUGAUGGGCAACAAUCCCUUCCUCUGGCUGCUGCCCAUCGACGGUGGCCUGGGGGACGGACUACACUUCCCGGUUCGGGAAGACUGCCCCUUGGUCCAGCAAAGGCUGAAGGAAUUGCGUGUGUUGCACGACAUGCACCACGAGGAUUCGCCGGAACUGCAGCGGGAAUACCCGGAGAUUUUGCAGGAUAUCCUAAGUAGAAACGGGGCCCACACCCCAUAGUCAAGAUGGGAACUUUGCAACACAAAUCCAGAAGCUUCGGGAGUUACGCAUGAUAAGUUGUAGGCUGUAGUGUAGUGGAGUUUAGCAAGGGAAGUUGCAUAACAAAGCCAUUUAUCUAUCCUGUUUACAGCAUUACAAGUUCCAAAACACGACUGGAGCAAAUGGCUCUCAUGGGGAUCAUGCGCAUUACACAUGCUCCUGUACUAGUUGCAAACCUGCACGACAACUAUGAUUUCGGGACGUUUUUACUUUGGAUACAGGAAGUUCCGAGUAGAGCAGCAGCAGGAGCAGGAGCUACAACCCUCGCCGGGGUGAAUGUGAACGGAAAAAACAGGAUGAUAGAACAAGAAGAAAGUGUGAGGAACAACUAUGACAACACAUCUUCGCGGAAAGAUCUUCCAGUCUCAACCGGCGGCCGGAGAUCGGCGGUGAAUCUGAACAACAAUCACAACCUAUCCUGAUUAAAAACGUCCCCACACCAGAGUCAAGAUGGCAAAUCUGCUAGACAAAUUAACCAGCCUUGGUUGUUUUGCAUGACAAGUUUGUCCUCGUAGUGUAAUCCUGUCAAGCUAGUUCAGAAGCAUCACAGAUCCAGCGCAGCAUCCUGAUUCUUGCAUCACAAAUUCCAAAACACGAAUAGAGAAUGCUUCUCAUAGGGCUCCGCGUGAGAAACUUUUUUGGCAUGCUGAAUUGCAUGACAACUAUGGGGUGGGGACGUUUUUACACGGGAUACAACCGAAAUAACGGAAGUAGUAAAACAGCCGCCGCUCUGCCUGGUUUCAACGACGAUGGGGAAGUUAUUGUGGUCCGCGAAGAUCCGCAAGUAGAUGCCGGGAUGGAAGACUCGGCUUGUGAGGAUGAUGAAACUGCCAGAACUCCGAAUGGACGCCGUCGAAAUCUGUAUGCGAAAAAGAUGAGAAAUGAGUUGAACAGGCGCACGAUCCCGCCGCUCCGACAAUUUUCCGCACCGGUGGGAGAUAAUACACCUACGACUUCUAGCAGUCCAACACGAAUGAAUCAAGAUGGCACGACGAACAGAAGGAAAAAUCGCGUCAAGAACAUCGACCAGCAGAGCAGCUCCUCCAGCGGCGACGACGAAACCAAUGCAGAGGAAAAAAUCCUGAGUUCAGAAGCCGCCAUAUCCUGAGUAAAAACGGGGCUCACACCCCAUAGUCAAGUUGGGAUAUCUGCAAGACAAAUCAGCCAGCUUUGGUCGUUUUGCAUGAGAAAUUUGCCCGCGUAGUGUAGUGGUGUUUGAGGUAGUUUAGCAGCAUGACAGAUCUAGUAUAUCAUGCUGAUUGGAGCAUGACAAACUUCAAAACACAACUAGAAAAUACUUCUUAUGGGGCUCCGCAUGAGAAACAUUUUCAGCAUGCAGAUUUGCAUGACAACUCUGGGGGUGGGGACGUUUUUACAUAGGAUACCCCACAGUGUCUACUUCGACGAGUCCGAAAGAAAAUAGUAAUCCCUCGCGUCGCAAGACCAUCGCGGCUGCGGAGGAUUGGCAGAAACGCGUGCGGAGGGAAGACCUCCGGACGCCACGUAUCCUCCCUCCCACGAAACAGGAGUUUUUACAGAUGACCGAAGAGGAAAAGCGGCAAUACGAGAAAAGGGCGUUGCUAGGGUUGGUCCGAAGUCCGAAAUGUGGCCGAAAUAGUAUCGACGGGGAGGGAGAAGUAGAACAUCAAGGGGUUUUCUUCAUGGGACGAGAUGAAAAUGAUCAUGGCGAAGAUCACGAGGUGUUGUCCAGCAGAUAUCAAAUGCAAAAAUGUCUUGGUCUGGAACAAAGCAACUUGUCAUGCUAAAUCUGAAUUAUGUAAAAACCUGUGUUGCGUGAGUACCAAAAGCUGUCUACUUUUGACCUAAUCGAGAGGCAGUUUGUCAUGCAGGAUAGGCAUGAUCGAACUCUCACAGAAUCUGUCAUGCUAUGUCCUACAUGCCAGACCUCGUGGGCCAUGGAAAACCUGCAUGACAAGUCUGGCAUUCUUCCAGACCCAGACAUUUUUGCAGUUGAUAGCAGACCGUCUGUUGCAAGUUCAACGACGACGAUGAAGGAAAGGACAGGAGGACCACGUGACAGCAAUUUUUUGCGCAUGACGGAGAUUGCCGAGGAAAAUGAAAAGAGUAACGCGUUUUUCGGAGGUGGUGAAACAGCCGGUCAACAUAACGAGGACGAAAUAAAUACCUUGAGGCAACGGUCUCUUUCAUCGGAACAACACCAUCAUGUCAGAGCGACUCCGAAUCUGCAACUUCCGAGGAAUGAAAAUAAUGCUGAUCACGCGGUGGUGGAUCAUGAUAGCAGUAAACAGCACCCGCAAAGGUCUCCGAUCAUGAACACAACCCCUAAGAACACGACCGGAAAUUUGAACGAAGGUAGUUUUCAUCCCGCAGGCAAAUCCCCGCGGCAAAUCCCGCCACUGACGUUUGAGGAUGUGGAAAAUCUGGAUCCGGAAAACACGACGCAACUGUUCCCCCCGGAAGAGACCCGGCCGGAGGAGCCGCGGCAAAUCUGGACGAAAUCCACGAAACGCGAGACCAUGUGGAGCGAGGUUGUGGACGACGCGAAAUUACAGGUGGAAAAUGGCAGUGAAUACGUCAAGGAGCAGUACUGGCGAAUGCGGCAGAACUUCCAUCGGAAGUGGAACUACAACGGCGGUAGAGCUACAAAUGGUACUAGUUGUAACCAAACUUCUUACGGGGAUAUGAAGAUGAACCAGCAACAAAAUAACUGGUUCGGAACAGCGACACAGUGGGUUGGCGGAUUUUUUGGUGGAAAUAAUAAUUCUACGGGAAGUACUAGAGCUGCGGGUGCGAGGGAGAACAGGAAUGCGAUCAAGAUGCAGGACGUCCGGCAGGAGAUGGUUUGA
Messenger RNA from Amoebophrya sp. A120, 17875 nucleotides. The record is from the annotation of a GenBank genome assembly. Lineage: Eukaryota; Dinophyceae; Syndiniales; Amoebophryaceae.